CUUCAGAGGAGCCAGCUACAGGAAAUUGACUUAUGCACAGGAACUUGCUAAUCUCUAUUGUCACAUUAGGAUUGUUCCUGCCACCUCAGUCACCACGCACACUAAACCCAACCAUCUUGGGUUGGAUUCUCUACCAGCUCAACUCUUAUAGUUUUGGUUCUUCCAGUGUGAAUCAGCUAUAUCCUUGGGGAGGAAGGAAAAGUUGAUCCCAGAGGAAUUUAUAACAGCGCUUGGGCAGCUUUUGCUUUUACUUACCUGCACUGAACAGAUUAACUUCCGGAGUCAGUCAUUUUGGUGUCAAGAAAUUUCUUUGGUAUUCUACAACAGUUCCCCAAGUGGCUGGGGUCCGUUAGAAACUGAAGCUGCUGUCUGCUGCCUUCUCCACUUCUUGGAGCAGAAGCCAAGAGAGAGCUGUUUGAAGACGCCACGUUCACACAUCAGUUGAAGACUAGCCGUUGAAGGUUUUCAACGUAGAUUGUGUCUCCCUCGGAUGGACGAGGAGAAUUGCUGUCAGGGGUCCUGAGAAACCCCAUCUGGUUUUCAUUCCUUGUGUUGAAUGGCAUUUGCUUCAGCAGCCCACUGAGGGCCCUUUUACUUGGGAUUCUGAACUUGUAACCCAGAAUCCAGGCUGGGAAGAUGCUGAGUUCCAUCAAGUGUGUGUUGGUGGGAGAUUCUGCUGUGGGGAAAACUUCUCUGCUGGUGCGCUUCACUUCAGAGACCUUCCCGGAGGCCUACAAGCCCACGGUGUAUGAGAACACAGGUGUGGACGUCUUCAUGGAUGGCAUCCAGAUAAGCCUGGGCCUUUGGGACACAGCGGGCAACGAUGCCUUCAGAAGCAUCCGUCCCCUGUCCUACCAGCAGGCAGACGUGGUGCUGAUGUGCUAUUCUGUAGCCAACCAUACGUCUUUCCUGAACCUGAAGAACAAGUGGAUUGGUGAAAUCAGGAGCAACUUGCCCUGCACACCUGUGCUGGUGGUGGCUACUCAGACUGACCAGCGUGAGAUGGGGCCCCACAGGGCCUCCUGCGUCAAUGCCAUAGAAGGAAAGAAACUGGCCCAGGAAGUGAGAGCAAAGGGCUAUCUAGAGUGCUCAGCCCUUAGCAACCGAGGGGUUCAGCAGGUAUUUGAGUGUGCCGUCCGAACUGCUGUCAACCAAGCCAGGAGACGCAACAGAAGGAGGUUCUUCUCCAUUAAUGAGUGCAAGAUUUUCUAACUUCCCGGAGACUUCGCCCACACUCAUUUACUCACCCCAAAGACUAAAGGGACAGGGAGAGCAGACAAGCCGGCAAGGACUGAUGCUCUUUCUAGAUACAUACUGCACAGCACUUCCUUUCGGAUACAGUUGUUGAUGAGACUUGGCCACUGGCUGUUUUUAUGAAAUACACUCUAGAAAUGGACCGCUUGCCCAGUCCAAAUAGAAGGUCCUAUAAUGAAGACUCUCUCUUCGAUUAAAAAGCCAAAAUAGCCUCCAUAAUUUUGGACAAUGAAGUGAGUUUUUCAAGGAAUUCCAUAUUUAAAGACACAUUCUAUUUAAAUAAUAGUAAAAUGUAUAUCUCUUGUAUAUAAUUAGUUUUUACGUUUGGAAAGUCUUUCCCUACGUGCUCCCACACACAAUUGUAACCCUAUGGGGCUCUGCCAAAGGUCUGUAGUGUUUUCACCUGAAGUAGUAAUUUUGUUAACACCACUUGCCUGCUGGAUAUUACCAGGUAAUCAAAUUUUGAAGUGACCAUAGCCUUAUCCUUGCGAUUAAUUUUCCAUCCACCUGUUACUCAGCGUUGUGUAUAAAAUACCGUUCAAUAACAUAAGAUUCUUCAAUACUGCCUAAUUAAAAAUUAACAUUUGAAGUA
This is a messenger RNA of Lynx canadensis (Canada lynx), 1846 nucleotides long. It is a transcript of the gene RHOH, whose product is annotated as ras homolog family member H. The coding region runs from base 637 to 1212 and encodes 191 amino acids. The record is from RefSeq and is a predicted model, not a curated record. Gene Ontology annotation, molecular function: GTP binding; GTPase activity. Gene Ontology annotation, biological process: small GTPase-mediated signal transduction. The transcript is spliced from 3 exons. NCBI's taxonomy places the organism in Eukaryota, Metazoa, Chordata, Mammalia, Carnivora, Felidae.